Molecule: messenger RNA, 1533 nt
Organism: Poeciliopsis prolifica (blackstripe livebearer)
Lineage: Eukaryota; Metazoa; Chordata; Actinopteri; Cyprinodontiformes; Poeciliidae
Product: C-type lectin TsL-like
Exons: 4
Coding region: 62-802 (246 amino acids)
Source: RefSeq, a predicted model, not a curated record
GGUCAAAGCUGCUUUUCUGUUGCACCUUCAGGUACUUGGAGAUCAGUGCAGCAGAUUCAAGAUGAGGAACAUCUGCAUCUUUUUCUUCCUGCUACUCGCCUCCCAUCUUGCCUGUGUGCAGCCGUCGGGCCUCAGACAGAGAAAGGUUUCUUACUACUCUUACAUGAAGACAUGGGAAGCAGCUCAGUCUUUCUGCAGGGAGAAACACGAUGAUUUGAUCACAAUCAGAAAUGAAAUGGAAAUCAGGGAGUUCUACUGGUACGAAAGCUGGCUUGGACUGUACCGAGAGAACGACACAAGCCCAUGGAAAUGGUCCACGAAAGACAAAAUAGCAACCUUCUUCAACUGGGACGUCCACGAACCAGACUCAAACGAACACUGCGCUUAUAAGGAGUCGUUUACCAGCAAGUGGAGGAAUGGCGAGUGUGAUCAGAAACAUACGUUCAUGUGCUACGAUGAGUCACUGACUCUGGUGAAGGAGAAUAAAACCUGGGAGGAGGCGUUGGAGCACUGCAGGACUCUGAACAAAGUCCACAGCUACGACCUGGCGACCCUCUCCACAGACGACGACAACCACUUUGCACAAGAGAAAGCCCAACUGGCAACCACUGAGGAGAUGUGGACGGGCCUGCGUUACCUUGGUGACGAGUGGGUCUGGGUGGGUGGAGAACCGGUGCAGGACCAGGACAUUCCAAGCUGCCCGGCUGAGAGGUGUGGAGUCCUGGAGAAGAACGGCAACUCAUCCUUCAGCAGCAGAGACUGCAGCCAGAGAAGGAACUUCUUUUGCUACAUAAAAUCUUAAAUGUACAUACAUUAUUAAUCCUGUUGUUAAUUAUAAUUACGAGCUUUUACAAACUUUUAUAGGUGAAAUCUAUUAAAACAUAGAUGAAGAUUAGCAUAAGCUAUUAUGAGCCAUUUUUGACCCAUUUAUUGUUUUCAUUUGUCAAAUCAGCAGCUGUAUGUAACCAACACAAUUCAGUUAAAUUACUUAUUUAGAGAUGAAGUAGGUAACUUUUAGAAAACAUAUUUGUUAUAAAUGUCAUGAUAGCAGAAUAUGCAACAAUGUGUAAAAAAAGAAAAAAAAGUCGAGCUCCUCUGCUUCCUUCCUGCCAUGUGAAGAAACACAGUCUGAGCUAGGAAGAGGGUUUCAGUGCUGUCAAUCAAGCUUGUGAUCAUGCCACCAGUUUCUCACAACGGAACCUGUUAAGAAUGCUAAGACUAGUUAGCCUGUCCACCAAUCAGCUUUUGAAACUUGGCCCUGGUGCUGAUCAUAAUUUAUUUAUGCUUCACAUUUGUAAUAUGUGAAACUGUUCUCUCUCAAAAAUUUACAUGAAGUGAGUUUCAGAAACAUUAUGUCAUCCAUGUUCUUCUGAUUUUGGCUAUUCACUUUCUUACGCUAGACUUGGAAAUUUUUUCAAUUAUUUACAAAUUAGUAUACCCUCAGUUCUUCUAUUCCAGUGGUUCCCAAAGUGUGGGAGGAGUUCGGGAAACUGUAUGGAUGAAUAAAAAAAAUAAAUAGUUUAGAUGGUUUGU